AUGAAUUGCACUCAUCAUAUUCGAAAUUAUGUAUCAAUAAUAUGUAUAGCUCCCCACAAGUGUUCACAUCAAAGGAAAUUAUGUGUUGAUUGUUUAUAUGAACAUGAGGUAGAAAAAAAACAAACAGUUUCAGAUGUUCAGAAAAUGGUUGUGUCGAAAUUAAAAUCAUCAAGACUUAACGAUUCAUCUGAAUUAACUAUGCGAAGAAAGAAUUUUAAAGAAAUGCUUUAUGCAACUAAAAAUAAGUUAAAAUUAAUUUGGAAGGAGUUAGCAGAAUCAAUAAACCAGUUAUAGGAUUUGCUUGAGAUGGAAGAUAAAUUCUAUAUGAAUUUCAUUAAAAAAAAUGAUAAUCCUACAGAAUUGUCAAAUACUGACUUAGAAAAAUUAGUAUAAAUAAUAAUUGGAAAACAUUUGUUGACAGGAAUAAUUAGAAAGAAUCUUAUUUGA
Paramecium octaurelia is the source of this 447-nucleotide messenger RNA. Lineage: Eukaryota; Ciliophora; Oligohymenophorea; Peniculida; Parameciidae. The record is from the annotation of a GenBank genome assembly.